ACUAUUUCCCCAUCUCGCAACGUCAGCCGAUCCAACCCAAUUCUCUCCCUGGCCCAUUUCCUCCGCUCGCUCUCGAUCGAAAUUCUCCAUGAACAUACUGAACAUGCUCGGAUUCGGAUCGAGACACACCAGUAUAGACUUUUCUCCGAUCGCACAGGGUCCCGACGACGACUCUCCGGCUCCGGGAAACCAGUUUGCCCAGUUCGCCGCCGGCUGUUUCUGGGGCGUGGAGCUUGCGUAUCAGAGGGUUCCUGGCGCGACCAAGACCGAGGUUGGCUACAGCCAAGGGAUCACGCACAAUCCGAGAUACGAGGAUGCAUGUUCGGGAACCACGAACCAUGCAGAGGUUGUUAGGGUUCAGUAUGAUCCCAAAGAGUGCAGUUACGAAUCGUUGCUUGACUUGUUCUGGUCUAGGCAUGAUCCCACCACCUUGAAUCGUCAGGGAAAUGACGUGGGAACCCAGUACCGGUCGGGAAUAUACUUCUACACACCCGAGCAAGAGAAGCUAGCCCAGGAGUCAAUGGAACGACACCAGAAACAGGUGGACAGGAAGAUUGUGACGGAGAUCUUACCGGCCAAGAAGUUCUACAGAGCUGAAGAGUGCCACCAGCAGUACCUUGCCAAAGGCGGCCGGUUUGGCCACAAGCAAUCUGCUGCCAAAGGCUGCAGCGAUCCAAUCCGCUGCUACGGGUAAGUCUGCUCGCUGGCCUUUGCCACUACCACAGUUCUCAUAUUAAGAGCAUAGACAGUGGGAGAUAUGUGGGUUAUAUAGUUUGUAUGUAUGUAUGUAUGUAUGUAUGUCUGUAUGUAUAUAUGAAUAGUCGAGCCUGUUAUGGAAGAGUGUGGGAUAUGUCUGAAGAAGAGAACUGAUUUUGAUGUCAUUAGUGUUGGCCUGUCUCUAGUUGAUGGGUUCUUUUUUUUUUU
Molecule: messenger RNA, 924 nt
Organism: Tarenaya hassleriana
Lineage: Eukaryota; Viridiplantae; Streptophyta; Magnoliopsida; Brassicales; Cleomaceae
Product: peptide methionine sulfoxide reductase A1-like
Exons: 2
Coding region: 89-694 (201 amino acids)
Biological process (GO): cellular response to oxidative stress
Cellular component (GO): cytoplasm
Molecular function (GO): peptide-methionine (S)-S-oxide reductase activity
Source: RefSeq, a predicted model, not a curated record